CGCGACAUUAACACAUCGUAGUGAAUCCAAUGUUUACAAGUUUUUUAUAGUGCCUUGUGUUUUUGACGAAAUCCGAGACUGUGAGACAGGCAUGCUGAGCUGCGCGCCGCCCGCCGGCAUGCCGCCCGCCCACGCCGCGCACGCUCAACCAUGGGCCGCGUUGCUGCAACCGCCUCCUAUCGUGAAAUCUGAACCUAUGGAAGAUGGUAGUUUCUCGAAGGAACAGACGAGCGGUUUCUACUCUGACGGUUUCCACAGUGCGUCCCCUUCAUCAAGCAAGGAUUCGAACGGGCACUCUCCUCGCAGUGUUGGCAGUGGCGGCGAACCUUUGCCGUUUUAUGAUAACAUGCCUCUGAAAGCUAAAGCUAAUCUCGGUAUGCAUUUAGAAUCCUAUCGUAGCGGAGUCCCCUACAGCUUGCUUACGCCUCCCGGUUUCGAAACCCGAAAUGCUGAAGGACGUGAUUCUUCGCCAGGAUAUUCGUCUCAAUAUUCGCCAAGAAGUCUCGCGCCACCGACGCACGUGUCGACGCCUCUAAUGCGGGCCGACGCCACGCCGCCAAAAUCUCCACCCGAAACACCGUCGUCACCCGACAGAGAACAGGAGCGUUUCCAUGACUCCGGGUUCGACGGCGCGUCACAAGGCAUAAAACAUGACGGCGACGAUGGCCGGGAGGGUUCAGGUUUAGAUGAAGAUUUUGAUGAUGAGCCUGGACUUCGGGUGCCCGCUGUAAACUCUCACGGAAAAGUUAAAACAUUCAAAUGUAAACAAUGUGAGUUUGUUGCGGUAACCAAACUCAGUUUCUGGGAACAUAGUAAAGAGCAUAUCAAACCAGAAAAAAUGCUAUGUUGCAGAAAAUGUCCGUUUGUGACUGAAUACAAACAUCAUCUGGAAUACCACAUGAGAAACCACCUUGGUUCGAAGCCAUUCCAAUGCAGUCAAUGCUCAUAUUCGUGCGUUAACAAGUCCAUGCUCAACUCCCAUCUCAAGUCACACUCGAAUGUAUACCAAUACAGAUGCGCUGAUUGCAAUUACGCUACCAAAUAUUGUCAUUCUCUAAAACUACACUUGCGCAAGUAUCAACACAAUCCGGCUAUGGUUUUAAACAUGGACGGUACACCAAAUCCUUUACCAAUAAUUGAUGUGUACGGUACUCGUCGGGGGCCGAAGCAAAAACCGAUGUCGAAAAUGUUUGAUCAACAAGCUACUAUAAACAACAAUAAUCAACCUCCUUGUGCUCCUCAGUCACAUUCUUUAUUCGGAGCCGCUCAUUUCCCUGUUAAUCUACCUUAUUUACCUCCUCUUCUACCUCAUUCUUUCUUAUUUCCACCGAAUAACAACUACGAAACAAGAACGUCGCCCAAAUCAGCAGGCAUCUCGCCGACUGACAAGCGGCCGCCGUCACCACUUCCUUCAAUCUUGCAUCAACGUCUGUCUUACGGAGACUCAAAUUUGGAUGUUCGAAUGACAACCCCACCUGCCAGGUCUCCAGACGGUUUACCGCAAACACCCACAAUAGAUCAAACCACCUCUACUUGUCAAAGUAACGAUGCACUCGAUCUCACUAAUGCAAAAUCAACCGAAAGUGAAUCGCCGCCGCCAGCUGAACAGCCAACGCCUGUCACUCCUACCUCGGCUUUGAAAAACAGGAGAAAAGGACGCGCUUUCAAACUGCAGCCUGCGGCGCUGCGGCUGCAACAUGAGGAUGAACGCCGAGCUGCGCCGCCCUCCGACUCGGAGUCGGACGCCUCCACCGACGUGGCGCCCGCGCCCGCUCGUGCCCCCGCCUACAGCUGCCACUACUGCGACAUCACUUUCGGGGACCUCACAAUGCAUACCAUCCACAUGGGUUUUCAUGGCUACAACGAUCCCUUCAUGUGCAACAAGUGCGGAGAGCGCAGCGCCGAUCGUGUGGCAUUUUUCAUUCACUUAGGCCGCGCACAACACGCCUAAGAAAUAGAUUAUAUUAUUUCCUCCUAGUCCACGAUUUCAUGUAACACUUGUAGCGAUUAGAUAUAUUUCAAAUUAUAUAUAAAUUAUUCUUAGUGUUCUAAUGAAGGUAUUAUGGGUUGUAAAUCAAUAGGAAAUGUGUAUAGAUAUAAAACCAAAGAUAAAUAAUAUACUUACGGAUUUAAAAUAAGUCAACGUAUCGGAACAUACAUACAAUUAUUAUAUCUCAUUAUGUGAACUGGUACGACGAUAAAAAACAGCUGUACCUAAUCAUUGUACAACUCUUAACCUAAUAAAUGUUUCGUAGUAUC
This is a messenger RNA of Cydia fagiglandana, 2259 nucleotides long. RefSeq names its product protein hunchback (gene hb). The transcript is spliced from 3 exons. Bases 92 to 1951 code for a protein of 619 amino acids. Lineage: Eukaryota; Metazoa; Arthropoda; Insecta; Lepidoptera; Tortricidae. Gene Ontology annotation, molecular function: DNA-binding transcription factor activity, RNA polymerase II-specific; RNA polymerase II transcription regulatory region sequence-specific DNA binding. The record is from RefSeq and is a predicted model, not a curated record. Gene Ontology annotation, biological process: regulation of transcription by RNA polymerase II.